This is a messenger RNA of Cercospora beticola, 3845 nucleotides long. It is a transcript of the gene UTP22, whose product is annotated as rRNA-processing protein UTP22. Gene Ontology annotation, biological process: tRNA export from nucleus; rRNA processing. Gene Ontology annotation, cellular component: UTP-C complex; CURI complex; small-subunit processome. The record is from RefSeq and is a predicted model, not a curated record. Lineage: Eukaryota; Fungi; Ascomycota; Dothideomycetes; Mycosphaerellales; Mycosphaerellaceae.
UCCAUGGCUCCUCCAGCACUCAAGAGACGGAAAGUCGAGCACGUCUCGUCGAGUGAGGAGAGCGAUGACGGUGCAUCAUUCGCCUCGUUCGGCGAAGGCGCGGAUAACACUGGAAAGCAGGACUCUGAAGCGAACGGCAGCAGCUCUCACGACGAAUUCGUAGACGCCGUCGAGGGCGCUGAAGACGACGAAGAUGAUGACGACGAGGACGAAGAAAUGACCGAUGGCGACGACGAUGAGCGGCGACCUGACGAACGAACAACUUCGGCCACCACACCGAAGCCCUUGAACACGGCACGCGACACGAAGCGCAAGCCGGAUAGCAAAGCCCAAGUAGGUGCAACGGCUUUCGCUAGCGGAACGUUCAAGAGCAAUGUUUUCAAACUGCAGGUGGACGAGCUGCUGGGACAGAUCAGACCAAGGCAUGGCCAACGAGAGACAGCUGCCGAAGCUACUCUGCACAAGUUGAAGAAGACAAUCGAGCAGAUCCCGUCGCGAGGUCCAUACUUAGUCGACGAAGCGGAGAGAGGUCUGCUCAAGGAGAAAAUCGCUGUGCCUUUUCCGGAGCCUCGACCGGCGAGGGAUGCCAAGUACAAAUUCAGCUACGCGAAGCCUGUGAACGUCAAUGUUGUUGGCAGUUUCGCGUUGAAGACCUCGAGCAGAUUGCGAGACAUGGUCGAGGUCGACAUGGUUGUUGCCAUGCCGUCAAGCAUCUUUGAAGACAAAGACUACUUGAACCAUCGUUACUUCUACAAGCGGGCGUACUACUUGGCAUGCAUCGCUGCUGGACUGCAGGCUGCCCACAAAGCAGACUACCAGAUUAGCUUCAAGCUUCAUCACAACGAUCCGCUGAAGCCGAUCAUAGCUGUGACACCGCUUGAGACAUCAGCUGCUGCUGCGCAAUGGACUGUGAAUAUCAUCCCAUGCGUUGGUCAAUCUCAAUUCAUUGCCGGGAAACUGCAGCCACAGAAAAACUGUGUACGCAGUGCCGACGCCGCCAAUAAUGACUCCUCCGCAACGCCGUUCUACAAUUCUUCACUUCGGACAGACAUGCUCACCUCCGCUUAUCUCAAGCUCAUUCAUUCCGCUUCGAAGAGAUGUGAAGGCUUCAAGGACGCCUGUCUUUUGGGCAGCACUUGGCUGCGCCAACGAGGCUUUGGCUCGUCGCUAGAUGCCGGUGGGUUUGGCAAUUUUGAAUGGACAACGCUGCUUGCACUUUGCCUACAGGGCGGAGGCCCCAGCGGCAAAUCACUGCUGAGCGACGGCUACAGCAGUUAUCAAUUGUUCAAGGCGACACUUCAGCUCAUCGCGAUGAAAAACUUUGUCAACAACCCUAUCGUGAUCGGUGGUACUUCGAAUUCCGUCCAAGUGCCUUCCCAGCCAGUAGUUUGGGAUGUCGAGAGAUCUCACAAUCUACUGUACAAGCUUGGGGAAUGGUCAUACAGGACUCUGCGGUACGAAGCAAAGUCAACCCUUGCUGCUCUCGGCGAUCAGCUCCACGAUGGCUUCGACACUACGUUUAUUCUUCGAGUUCACGGGCCGCUGUAUCGCUAUGAUUAUGUGGUGCAAGUUCCUCGGCGGCUAGUGUCCGCUGGGCGGAAAGCUCCUACACAUGAGGGCCAGUCUCAAAUCGCGAAGCUGUAUGGCGUUUUGAAGCAAGGUCUUGGGGAUCGCGUGAACCAUCUGAGCAUCACAUCUGACAGUCUUGGACCUUGGCCCCUGGGCUCAACGCAGCCGAACGAUCAAUCAAAGAGUCUCAUCACUGUCGGUCUGAUGGUGAACUCGGAUAGUGUCAAGCGCACUGUGGACCACGGACCCUCUGCCGAGAACAAGACUGAGGCUGCUGCCUUUCGUAAAUUUUGGGGCGAGAAAGCUGAGUUGCGUCGCUUCAAAGACGGCAGCAUUCUCGAGAGUCUUGUGUGGGCCUCGCCGCUAGAAAGCGGCCAACCCGUGCUGGAACAAGUCAUUCGCUAUCUGCUUGGCCACCACUUCGGAGCAGUGACGACGGAUGAUCUACUUCUAUCCGGUGACGGGUUCGCUAAGCUGGUCAAAGGCGGUAGCGACAUCACACCAUUCGCCACGAUCGUCUCAAGGUACAAGCGAUUCGAGCAGGACAUCAGAGAUCUUACAGAUCUUCCCCUUUCGAUUCGGCAGAUUAUGCCUGCCAACCCGCAGCUAUGCUAUAGUUCAAUUCGGGCACCUCUGAACGGCAAAGGUCGACCGAUCCCGGCGGACGUCACGAUACAGUUCGAGGGGUCUGGGCGAUGGCCUGACGACCUUGCGGCCAUCCAACGCACGAAACUUGCUUUUCUUCUUAUGAUCGACAAGAUGCUUCAGGACAGCGGGAAAUCAAUCACAACACGUGUCGGCCUCGAGAAUGAAGGGCGAGACGUGCUGAAUCAGGGAUUUCUUGAUGUCACAUACGACAAUGAUGCCACUUUCCGUUUGCGCAUAUAUCAUGAUCGUGAGCAGACGUUGCUCAAGGCACAAAUGAAGAACAAGACUGCGGACCCGAAGACAAGGGAACUGGCCACCAUUGGCCUUGCAAAGUACAAACGCGACUACGAAAAGGCUCCGGCUCAUACACAAGCAAUUGUGCGUCUAUGCACUCACUUCCCAGCGCUAUCAGGGUCAAUACGAUUGACAAAGAAGUGGUUCGCUUCACAUCUGUUAUCUAAUCACAUCUCGGAGGAAGUCAUUGAGCUCCUGGUGAUUCGCACUUUCACACAACCAGCCCCUUGGAGCAUUCCCUCGUCAGUGCAAACAGGGUUUCUUCGCACUAUCUUCUGGUUAUCGCGCUGGGACUGGCGCGCUGAACCACUUAUUGUAGAUCUUUCUGCUUCUGGCGAGCUCAAGCAAGCAGGGAUAAAUGCCAUUCGAACCAAUUUCGAGGCGUGGCGGAAGCUGGACCCUGCAAUGAACCGCGUCGCACUCUUCGCUGCCUCGAAUCUUGACCAGGAGGGCACGACAUGGACUGAUGGACGACCGCUCAAAGUCAUAGCCGGACGUAUGAUGGCACUUGCCAGAGCAGCGUGCGCGGAAAUUUCCGAAAGGCAGCUAGGUCUGGAGCCUGCGAGUCUGUUCUCGUCGCCCCUUACGGACUUCGACUUCGUGCUGCAUCUGUCUCCUGAUGUGGCCUCUGGUGGAAAAGCGAAACGAUCAAGCGGCAAAUUUAAGAACUUCGAGCUGUCAUCUCUGGAUGACACGUCGCUGAUUGGCUUUGACCCCGUGCGCGAACUGAUCGCGGAACUUGACAACAUCUACGGGUCUGCGAUUCUGUUCUUCUAUGGUGGUCACGAGCGGAAUGUUAUCACAGGGCUCUGGAGUCCAGUAACUGCGAAGAGGGCGUGGAAGGUCAAUCUCGCUUACUCGACGACACCAGUCAAGGGGCAAGAUGAAGAGGAGGAUGUACAAGCCUCGAUCAACAAAAGCGCAAUCCUGGCUGAGAUAGCUACUUUGGCUGGAGACCUACUGCACAGGGUUGAAGUCGUACAGAAAUAAAUGAACAGCACUUGACCCUGACAAUGAAGACAAGUCACAUGUCAUACACUAUAGUAUGGGGUGCCUCCUGAGCCGUCACUUGUCACCACGCACAAGUGAAUGGCCGUAGUCUUGGCGCCACCACUCAUGUUCUUUGUUUGCUCCAUUUCAUGCCUCGAAUCAACAUGACUUCUAACAUCGCUCUGCAAUCCAUUACUUCUGCCGCAAUCACCACUGUUCUCCACCACUCGAGUCGACCUUGCCGACUGCCAGCAUGGCGUCCUCGACCGCGCCGACUCGGAAGCCUCCUCUGAGCAGCCUCAAACCUUCAAGCCAGGAUGCAUCGCCUUUCUUCAGUCUUCCCG